Symbiodinium natans is the source of this 1749-nucleotide messenger RNA. Lineage: Eukaryota; Dinophyceae; Suessiales; Symbiodiniaceae. The record is from the annotation of a GenBank genome assembly.
AUGUCUUCUACAAGUUGCAUGAGAAGGACAAUUAGAAAGUGGAAAAAGCAGCGGAAAGUUGACACAAAGAUCUCAGGGCCCAAGUGGUUCAAGCACAUCGCUGAGGAGAGUGACGUGGUCGCGAAGUCUGGGGACGACGCUGAUGAUUCGCAAGUCGAGGCAACUGCCCUCGAUGAGCCUUCCCAGGAGCCGAAGGCGAUGAAAGUUGCGGAGGGAUUCCGCGUGGGAGAAAAGAGGCCUGACAAGGCUCAAGAGGGCAACGUGACAGAGAAGCCAAUGGUUGCUCCUUCUCUCCCGAAGUUGCCGGUCGUUGUGGGCGGCAUCGCAGGGCCUGGAGUGGGCCACUUCAAAACCACGGCGCGUGAUUUGGGAGGCUCAGGCGGGUGUGGUUGGCUGGCGCUAGCCUUUGGGCUUGCUCAGGCCAAUGGAAAAACCUCGGAGGACAUCAUGGAAAGCAACAAGCUCGAGAACCUGGCAAAGUCCUUGCAUCUCCGAGUGUGUAACUACCUGACGGACCAAUGGACAGAAUGGCAGCAGCAAUGGAGCCCUGGAGACGUUGGAACCCACAACAAGCUCAUCAACAACGUCACUGAGGCGGGGGCUCCGGCAACAAACCUCACGGAGUUUCUCGAAGUCAUCAAGCGCCACAAAAGGUGGAUAUGUGGGCUCAUGCUUGCUGGCUUUGUCAGAAGCAAGAAAGUCAAUCUUGUGAUCUGGACAAAAGUCCUCGACGACAAUGAAGCGGUCUUGUCCUACGGCAACAGCGCCCCCACUAUCGCUGUCGUGAGGCAAGGCCAACACUACUUUGGUUUGGUUCGGCCACUGCGGGGGUUCCCUGCAGCAUGGGUGAGCAACAGCGAGGUUGAAGAGAUCGAGUGGACGCAAAGUGACUGGCAGCUACUCAGAGGAGGUGCUGACAACGACCAAUCGCCGGUCAAACUCAAAGCUUGGCGAGAUGACGCAUGGGUUGACGAGGCCCUCAACACGCCCACCGAAAAGCACAAGUCCAACUCUGCGACGCUUCAAUGGGGCUGCAAGUUUUGCUGCUUGAAGAUUGAGGGCGUCGAUGUCCGAAAGCACGCGCAGGCUGUGGUCGACCAUCUCAAUCGACGGCAUAAAGAAGAAUGUGCUGAGGAGAGGAAGAAGUGGAAGGCCGAAGGCUACUCCGGAAAGACUAGUGGCUUCGGCAAACGGAGCCUCACCGUCACUCAGAAAGUAGUGCACAUCUCGAAAGGUGUUAAGCCCUGGUGGAAGUGCCCUUUUUGCUCCAAAGGCUUGCUUCACAGUGUGUCCCACAACCCGGACAAGCGUGCAAAAAGGCUCCAUCUUGGAACUCAUGGCAAGACUAUGCUCCAAGCCUACAAGUUUGUGCAAAAGAAAGGCUGGUCAAAGAAGAUGCGAACAGCGGUCAUGAGCAGCAGAUGGGCUGCUGCGCUCAAAAGCAACGCAAAGCUCACGGAGAGAGGCCACGACAUCGAGAUGACCAAGAACCCCGGCAAGAGAGGCUUCCUGCGGUUUUGCAAAAAGUGCCUUGGCAUGACAAGAUCGGUCAAGCAGGCUGAGGACCGUGCCUGGUACUGGCGCUGCAAACUGACCCCAAGAAAGUGCGAGAACCUGAACUACGAGACCGUCAAGACGUGGGCGGCGAGGCCAAAAGACAUUAAGAAGUUCUUCGAGAAGGUCGGCUUUGAGCACGCUGAAAUCGUCAAAAUCCAGAAGAAGGCAAAGAAGAUCGCAGAGGGGCUGUGA